AUGGCCGAAUACUCGCAGACUGUCGAGAAGGUCGUGGAGAAGAGCUCCAAAGAAGACCAAAAGGAGAGCACUAUUGUAAACUUGUCUAUCUGGUACAACAACAAGAAGUACAGCAUAAACGACCGUAAAAAUCCGUACAGCUCCACCUACAAGCUUGCAUGUGACUGCAUUAAGAAGAAUACGGAAAUGGCGGCUGCUCGGAGAAAAGUCGCGAGACUCCUUUCCUCUGAACUAGAAACAAGAACGGAAGCCUUAGGUAAAGCGGUAUCCAUGCACGCUACCUGCAAGAAGGAUGCUGAUAAGCUUGGCAAAGUCGCGAGCGCAGUUGACUACUCAGAGGUCGUAGAUUUCUACCGUAGUCAAGGUGAAUCUACUCAACAGGCGGAAUCGAUGGCAACUAAGUUGAAAGAGAAGGUGAACCGCGGAGUGUCACUAUUAAGGGACACUCCCGCACCACAGAAACCAUAUCUGGAUGAAGCUGUGCAUCAAAUACAUUGUCAAAACUGCAUCCGAGGUAUCAAAUGCCCUGAGAAGAGGAAGGUGCAGGAAUAA
Messenger RNA from Aaosphaeria arxii CBS 175.79, 552 nucleotides. RefSeq lists its product as uncharacterized. The coding region runs from base 1 to 552 and encodes 183 amino acids. Lineage: Eukaryota; Fungi; Ascomycota; Dothideomycetes; Pleosporales. The record is from RefSeq and is a predicted model, not a curated record. The transcript has a single exon.